Molecule: messenger RNA, 3069 nt
Organism: Venturia canescens
Lineage: Eukaryota; Metazoa; Arthropoda; Insecta; Hymenoptera; Ichneumonidae
Gene: sud1
Product: Prolyl 3-hydroxylase sud1
Exons: 2
Coding region: 918-2879 (653 amino acids)
Biological process (GO): regulation of translational termination; peptidyl-proline hydroxylation
Cellular component (GO): cytoplasm
Molecular function (GO): L-ascorbic acid binding; iron ion binding; peptidyl-proline dioxygenase activity
Source: RefSeq, a predicted model, not a curated record
UUCUGUCUGUCUUUCUUUCUCGCUUUAGUUUCUCUUUCACCAAACGGCGAGAAAGAUAGAAAGAGUUUUGCGCGUAUGUGUUUGUGUGUGCGUGUGUUGUGUCCCAAAUUUUCGUUUACCCGUCACCACUGAACACCGAAACCGUCAAACGUGGGAAACGCGGCAGCCAUAUUGGCCUGGCCUCGGCAAUGCGACGCCAGCGCGCUCUUCCGCCUCCCGGCGGCACUAACCUCACAGCGUGGGAGUCGAGGGCCGGCUUGUACGAGCACAUGUACGGCACGAGAGCGCACGGCCGAUGUGAACGUUCGAUAUUUUUCUUUACUGCGAGACUCGAAGGUAAGACAAACUUACAUGAAAAACAGUUAAGAAAUACAAAUUAAUAUAAACGAAAUAUAAGCGAAAUUUGAAAUUCGGAACAAAGGAAGGCACGAGGAGUGCGCGAGUGUGAUUGUGUAAAUAAAUGUGAAAAGAGAGUGAGAGAGACGAAGCAGGAAAAAAAGGAGGAAGAAAUUGAACGACAAAUCGUUUUCUGUCCAUCCAGCAGAGGAGUCCUGCUCGCACACACGCGGUGCAAAUUGCGCCCCGACCACGUGGUCGUCCACGUUUUUCGUUAGUAGUGCCGAUAAUCGUGUCAAAAAAAAACUACCGGACAAACAUUGCAUUGCAAAAACAAAAAUAACAGUUGUGAAAUAAAAAAACAAGAGACGAAAAAAGUAAAUUUCGGAGAAACGUCAGAAUGACGUAGAGAACGAGCACGUUUCGAACGAUUUUUCGUAAAAGCAAUUUAUGUAAAAUAAAAAAAACCAUUUUCAAAAUUGGUUCAAAUUCUAAAAUGAAUUUCCGAAUUUGCUGAGUAAAAUGUGACCAGAAAAGCAAAAAAAUCAUCUAAAUAUAAUUGAAUAAAAAUUUAGAAAAAAAUGGAAGUUAAUUCAGAAGUGAAAACGAGCUGUGUGAACGAGCCGCAGAUAAAAAGGUUUAAACAUUCGACGAUAUCAGAAUGUAUAAACAGCCAAGAGUUUCAAGAUCUAUUUUCUAAGCAUUGGCAUGAGCGAGAACAUCUGGAGACAACCGGUUUGAGUGUCUUGACAGAACCUUUCCGUCUGGCGAAAAUUUCGAAUUUUAUAAGCAGCGAAUCUUUCAUGGAAGAUUUGAAGGUGGAGUUAGCAGAAGUUAAAAGUCGGAGGCAGAGUUUGGAUUUGUAUCAGUUUGAACAAACUAGCGAUUUGGCCGAUGUAGACACCCCGAGUUUACGACGACUUUGGGAAACCUUUCAACGGGAUUUCUGCGAUUGGAUGAGGAGAAACACUAAAAUUGAGCUCAACAAAAAGAUUUCCAUGUCCAGUUCGGUUUACUACGACACUGAUUAUCUCCUCUGUCACGACGACAAUUUGGGUGACCGGCGAAUUGCUUUCAUACUUUAUUUGUCAAAAGAUUGGAGCCUCGAAGACGGCGGCACUUUAGAUCUCUUUGACACAGAUGAGAAUGGAGUGCCCAACAAAAUUGUUCGCUCCCUCGUUCCAGAAUACAAUUCCCUUAUUUUUUUUGAAGUCCACGACGACUCUUAUCAUCAAGUAAGCGAAGUUAAAUCUCCGGAAAAGUCUCGCUGGACCAUCAACGGAUGGUUCCAUGGGCCGGUGGUGCCGAGUGCCAGAAAACCAAGACCCGAAAUCCAGUUUCCUCUGCAUACGCCUCAAAUGGCGAGUGCGGAUAUUCGUUCUUGGAUUAGGAAUUACUAUCUGGAUUCAACGGUCGCUAAAAACGUGCAGAAAAACGUCGAAACCAAUUCCUACACGUUUCUGUCAAAUUUCUUUGUGGAAGAAACAUGGGAGAUCCUUUCGAAACAAAUUGUUUCGGACGAAAUUGUUUGGAGCAGAGUGGGACCGCCGGAUGUGAGAAACUACGAAAUAGCAAAGCCAGAGAGUUUGCCCAAAGAGCUCGCAGAGUUUUAUCAGCUUUUUAGUAAUAUCGAAAUCUUCAAAUUGCUCAAAGAAUACACAGAGUUGGAUCUCGUGCCGAACAUCAAAGCGGAAGGUGACCCACGGAUGAGCGUCGAGCUGCAGAGAUGGUCCAACGGCUGUUACACUCUCAUGUGCGACAGAAGUCACUCCGAAGAAGAAGAAAGACUUUCUUCGAUUUGCGACGACGAGAUAUUUGCUAUGAGCGAAGACGAGGAUGUCCCUUCGAUGAGCGAAGUGAUGAGGAUCGCUGCGCAGAGCGAAAGAGAAAUGUUAGCUUCGAUGAAGGAGCAAGAGACGACCGCUUCCAACGGCAGCGAAAAGAAACUUUCUACCGAGGGAUUGGAGAAAAAGGAAGAAAUAAAAGAGACAACGAAGGAAGAGAAAAAAUGUGAAGACUCGUCAACUAUUGGGACCGACGAAUCUGCUGACAGCGCCAUUUUGAAACGACUCUUGAAAGGAAAAAGCAAAGCGGAAAAGAAAUCACCUUGCUCCAAUAAUCUUCAACAAGCGUCCUGCUCGAGCAUCGAAGAAAAAUCUGUCGAUUAUUCCAAAACAGAAUCUGAGGAUUCGGACGUUUCUGACAUCGGAGAUUAUCUCUCGGAUCGUUUCGAACGCUCGAUCGACAAUUCUGAUGAAGACGACAAUGAAGACGAAGAGGACGAUUGUGCCACCUCACCCAGCACCUGCGAACCCGGAUCUCUCGAUGUUAUCGUACAAUUCAACACCAGCCAAGCUCCUCCUGACGAAACUAUCGAUUAUAUCGAUCCAAAUCAACAGGAAGGUGCUCUAAUCCACGUUCCCUUCAAAGACAAUCACCUCUGUCUCGCUUACAAAACAAUUCGUACUAGCAGACUUCACAAAUACGUUAAUCAUUAUUGCAAAGGAUACUUUUACAAUUUGAUAUGUACGUAUUACGAGUGACACACUUUUUAUUCUCCUUUUCGUCAAUUAUCCAACAUCCCUGUGCCUGAAUUAUUUCAUUUAAAAAAAAAAAUCAGAAAUAAUGGAAAAAGGAAUCAUUUGAAAUUGUCUGAACUCACGUGAUCGUUACUUUUAUCGUUCCUGGGAUUUGUAUAGUAUUUGUAUUAAUAAAAUUAUCAGUAUUUGUAAA